UCUGUGACUAAAAGUUUAGACCAACAUGUCUCUCUAGUCUGUGACUAAAACCGGCAAAUUCACUCUUUAUUCGCUGUCCUAAUUUUCUUAUAAACAUAACAAAGCUUUGCUUAGGUGUCUUUAUUUCUUUUAUGUUGUAUACCUAUGAGUAAAUCCAAAGUAUCUGCAGAAUGGAAGAAGAGAGUGAAAUCGGAAUAUAUGAGACUCCGCCAAGUGAAGAGGUUCAAACGUGCAGACGAGGUGAAAGUGGCAUGGGCCCGAAAUUUAAGGAUAAUGUCGGAAGCAAUUGAAAGUAGGGAAUCGGAGUGUCCUGACCGUGGAAGGAGGCCUUUCUGGCCACUACCAGCUCCUGCUCCCAGUCACGAGAGCCUGAUGAAACGCGCAGAGGUCACAUACACAGAUGCGUCAGGUGUAGUGACAACUCAGCAAGUGCCAAUACGUAUAAUCAACUCAGUGAAUCCCAUCCCGACAAUGUACACAUGGGCACCGACACAGAAAAACUUCAUGGUGGAGGAUGAGACGGUGCUCCACAACAUUCCGUACAUGGGCGACGAGGUCCUGGAUCAGGACGGUACAUUCAUCGAGGAGCUCAUAAAGAACUACGACGGGAAAGUGCAUGGCGACAAGGAGGGCGGGUUCAUAGACGAUCAGCUGUUCGUGGACCUGGUGCACGCGCUCAUGGCCUACCAGACGAAGGACGAGGUCGCCGAGGAGCGUCGGGACCGUGACGCUGUCCACUCCAGCGACGACAGAGAUAAAGAGACGAGCAAAGAGCAAAAAGACAAGGAGAAGGAUAAACAAGACAACAAAGAUGCAGACAAGAAGAUGAUCGAUGAAAAACAGUUUCCCAUAUUCACUAUAUUUCAAGCUAUCAGUUUGCAGUUCCCUGACAAAGGCACACCGCAGGAACUGCGAGAAAAGUACACGGCGCUGACGUCGGCGGCGGACCCGCUGGCGCGGCAGCCCGAGUGCACGCCCAACGUGGACGGGCCGCUCGCCGAGUCCGUGUCGCGCGACCGCACCAUGCACUCCUUCCACACGCUCUUCUGCCGCCGCUGCUUCAAGUACGACUGCUUCCUGCACCGUCUGCAAGCGUGCCACCCCGGACCGAACUUGUCCAAGCGGAAGGGACCCGACCUCAAGCCGUUCUCGGAGCCGUGCGGAUCCAAUUGCUAUAUGCUGUUGGAAGGCAUGCGCGAGCAGCUGGCGCGUGAGCAGGCGGCCGGCGAGGUGGACAAGGGCCGGUCCGCCGCCAUCGACUCACCCAACGACGCCUCCUCCGAGGACAGCAACGACAGCAACCGCUACCAGAAAGGCAGCAAUAGCAACUCGAGUAACAGCAACUGGAGCUCGAACGGCGGCCUGAAGCCGGCGGCCGACGGGCUCGCGGACAACGCGUACAACGCACUAGGUCUGACGCUGGGCGACACGGACUCUGAGUGGACUGGCUCGGACCAAUCACUGUUUAGGGCUCUACACAAGGUGUUCCCCUCCAACUACUGUGCCAUUGCUCAGAUCAUGCUCUCGAAGACUUGUCAGCAGGUGUACACGUACUGGAUCAACACGGGGCAGGAGGAGUGCCGCGUGGAGGCCGAGCUGACGCCGCCGCGCAAGAAGAAGAAGAAGCACCGGCUUUGGUCCGUGCACUGCCGCAAGAUACAGCUCAAGAAGGACUCCGCCUCGCACCACGUGUAUAACUACACUCCGUGCGACCACCCGAACCAGCCCUGCGACAGUCUGUGCCCCUGUCUUCAGUCGCAGAACUUCUGCGAGAAAUUCUGCCAGUGCAGCAGCGACUGCCAGAACCGGUUCCCGGGCUGCCGCUGCAAGGCGCAGUGCAACACGAAGCAGUGCCCGUGCUACCUGGGCGUGCGCGAGUGCGACCCCGACCUGUGCUCGGCGUGCGGCGCCGACGCGCGCCCGCAGCCGCCGCCGCCGCCGCCGGCAACACCGCCGCCGGCAACAACAGCAACAACACCGGCGGCGCGCCCCGUCUGCUGCAAGAACGUCUCCGUGCAGAGGGGCCUGCACAAGCACUUGUUACUGGCGCCGAGCGACGUGGCCGGCUGGGGCAUCUUCUUGAAAGAGGCCGCUCACAAGAACGAGUUUAUCUCGGAGUACUGCGGCGAGAUCAUCUCGCAGGACGAGGCCGACCGCCGCGGCAAGGUGUACGACAAGUACAUGUGUUCGUUCCUCUUCAACCUCAACAACGACUUCGUGGUGGACGCGACGCGCAAGGGCAACAAGAUUCGUUUCGCCAAUCACUCGAUCAACCCGAACUGCUAUGCGAAGGUGAUGAUGGUGAACGGAGACCACCGCAUCGGCAUCUUCGCCAAGCGCGCCAUACAGCCCGGCGAGGAGUUGUUCUUCGAUUACAGAUACGGGCCAACGGAGCAACUCAAAUUCGUGGGCAUCGAGAGGGAGAUGGAGUUCUUAUGAGAGCAACCCAGACAGUGAGCCUCGCACGCCGAGCGGGGACCACCGCACGCCACGUGAUGUGGCCGCAUGCAGCGCGCUUGUGGCGUUUUGUGAUUUUAUAUCAGCAUUUGUUGAUGUUCCAAUUAUAAGUAUACUGUAGUACACUGUACGAUUA
Molecule: messenger RNA, 2593 nt
Organism: Galleria mellonella (greater wax moth)
Lineage: Eukaryota; Metazoa; Arthropoda; Insecta; Lepidoptera; Pyralidae
Gene: E(z)
Product: histone-lysine N-methyltransferase E(z)
Biological process (GO): chromatin remodeling
Molecular function (GO): protein binding; histone H3K27 methyltransferase activity
Source: RefSeq, a predicted model, not a curated record